Molecule: messenger RNA, 532 nt
Organism: Rattus rattus (black rat)
Lineage: Eukaryota; Metazoa; Chordata; Mammalia; Rodentia; Muridae
Product: urinary protein 3-like
Exons: 4
Coding region: 32-337 (101 amino acids)
Source: RefSeq, a predicted model, not a curated record
GAUUUCUGGUUUGAAGAUCAAUCUCACUGCAAUGGGAAAGCAUAUCUUGCUGCUCCCACUGGGCCUGUCUUUGCUCAUGAGCUCCGUGCUAGCUUUGCAGUGCUUCAGAUGUGAAAGCUUCGAUUCUACAGGAAUUUGUUAUUCUGAUGUAUAUUUAUGUCUGGCUUAUCCUGGUGAGGUUUGUGCCUCAGUUGUAAUAACCACUCGAGAUGGAAAAUUUGUAUAUGGAAACCAGAGCUGUGCUGAGUGCAUCGGUGAGACUAUUGAGCAAGGAGAUCUGUUAGUAUCAACAAACUGUUGCUGGGCCAGCUCUUUCUGCAAUGAAGUACAUCGCUGAUACUUUAUUGUACCGAAGGAUUUUAGUGCUGUUUAUUGAGUCUUGACACUGGAGCAUGCCAGAAAGAAUAAUCUACUGACCAUGUCUGGACAACUCACUAUGAUUUCUACAUCGUGUUUUCUGACUACAUGUAUAUCAUAUGUUCUUGGGUGAUCUGUAAUAAAUUGAAAGCCUUACAUAUUUUAAUUUGAACUA